UGUGUGUCACCGGAGAACUCUUCAGUUGAGCUUUUUACAUCUGCUCUCCCAGUGUGAAAACCAACAGUCAUGGACCGUAAGAUUGGAGAAAAUAAAAACUCGACUCCAACCAGAUGGAAGUCUACAAAAUCCAACGUGGAGAUAUCGGACACAAACAGUGCCACCGUUCUACAGACCGUGCCACAGUCCACAGUCAGAAGUUGACAGUACAGUCGGAGCAGAUCAGGUUUCUCCUCGACUACAAUGGUGUGUGUGUGAGCCACACACCCUGCUGUUCAGUGACCGGAGCUCAGAGUGCUGCGACUGCCCUUCACCCUGCAGCCACGUUUGACCAGAGGACACGGAGCGAGCUGGUGGACCGCGCAGGAGGGAAGUGGUCAGUGUGUACUUCUGUGUUUUUGUUCUUAACACGGGGACGGUCAGGCAGAGUUCCAGGUUGAACCUGCAGCUGUGCUGUUUAUAGGAAUAAUACAACGGUGGUAAAAACAGCUGCUGUGAGGAUGCUCUUAGGCUCAGUCUGUGUCGUACACUUUUCUCCAUAAACCCACUUCCCGGUGGCCAGCGGCCUCCGCUUGUUGCCUCUGUACACAUGGGUGAGAACAUGAGGGUCUGGAGGUCAAAGGGCAGUCACGCAUCGCUGAGACUGGUCGUCGUUGGAGUGAUGCUGCUGACACUGGCUCAGUCCGGGUCUGUCCCUCCACAGACGGUCUGUGGGGGACUUCCUCAUCAGAACGUCACCCAGCCUGAGUACGUGGCCCUGAGGGCGACGAAUGGCAGUGGAGACGUGAUGGCAGAUCUGGUGGGACCUUUUCUGAACGUGGUCCAGCCCAAACCGUUCCCUCGAGACCUGUUCUUCAACUUAACCAAUGCUUUUACAUCUGAAACUCCGGUCGAUUAUUCUCGACUCCAGAGUCGUAUUGUUGCACAUUUUACCGGCUUUUGGAUCGGUGCAGGGAUUCUGCUGGCCUACGUGGUCCUGAUGCCCAUAUUGGGCCUCAUAUUGGCGUGUUGCCGUUGCUGUGGUAACUGCGGUGGGAGGAUGUACCAGGAGAAGACGAACUCCCUCCACUGUGAGAGGAGAACGUUCUACUGGGUCGUGCUCAUCACCUCCGUCUUCAUCCUUGCUGGGAAUGUUUACAUGUUUAUUAACAACCAAGCCUUCAAAGAUGGUCUGGACCAGACUCCGACGGAGCUCAACAGCACUCUCACCAACGUCUUAAGGUUCACAGAGGCUUUGCCUGAGCAAAUUUCCUCUGUGGUGAAUGAAUCCAAUACAACCUUGGAGGCAAUAUCCAGGAACUUAGACGACGUUGGACGUCAGUUGGGAGGACCGAUCCAGGAGAAAUUCCGUUCAUAUGUGGACCCAGUGCUUCAGUCGCUGUUGUUACUAGACCGAGAGACCAGAAGCAUCAGCACUGAACUCCAGAGCCUGAACUCCUCCUUGACUCAGUUACAGUCCAGCAUGGAUCGUAUGCAAGAAAAUGUCACUCAAGUUAAAGACAUCAUCAACAACAACAUCCAUUUGCAUCAAAAUGCUGAAAUAAGUGAAGCUCUUGAUGAACUCACAGAGGACAAUUACCAACAUGUUCCCAAUCUGAAUGAGUUCCAGUCGGCGGUGGACGAAGUUGUCAGGAAAAAUCUGACGUCAACAACCAAGGAGGUGGAGAACUCCUUCAACAACAUCCCACAGACGGUGGAACGCGAGACCAGCAGCGCAGUUCAACAAACCAAACAAGCGCUGGAUGGCCUUAGAGGAACGAUCUCCGAUGUCGCCAGCAAGUUCAAUGAAAUCGACUUCCUGCAAAAGCUGUCAGACAUCAUCACCACCGAGGUUUACCCCAACCUCAACAGAUUCACCCCAGCCUACAGAACCUACACAGACAUUUGGUGGAAGUGUGGCUUCGCAGUGUGCAGUUUGGUCCUGCUGGUAGUGCUGUGUAACUGCAUGGGAUUGUUCCUGGGCGUCGUGGGUCUGAAACCCAAAGUGGAGCCCACCAUGCGCUCCCAGACGUCAAACUGUGGAGGCACAUUCUUCCUGGCGGGCUCAGGGUUCAGUUUCAUCUUCUCCUGGAUUUUAAUGAUCGUGGUUUUGGUGCUGUUCUUUGUGACCGGGAACAUUUACACUCUCGUCUGUCGACCGUUGAGAAAUGGAAAACUCCUGGAGGCUGUUGAUUCUACAGACUAUAUCUCCAACCUGGGCCAGUCUUUAGGAUUUAACGUCAACAUUAGUGUCAAAGGUAUCUACAGUGACUGUAAGGACAACAAGCCCUUGUGGACAACACUGCAGCUGCAUGAAGUCAUAAACCUUGAUGAAAUAAUGAAUGUUUCUCAGUACGUAGAACAAGCGCAGCAGCUGUUUGACAGUACACACAUCAACUUGUCCUCAGUCACUCUCCUCGAGCCGGAUGUUGACCGGCAGCUCAGAGAUUUCAGCACCAAGGCCAGGAGUUUCAACUCCACUGACACCACACACCAGAUUGCCAAGAUGUCCAGGAUCAAUCUGAACUCAACAGCAGAUAAACUGGACCAACUGGGGUCACAAAACGAGGCCAGUAAUCUGAGGGGAAUUCAGGCCACAUAUGAAACAACCAUCAUCCCUCAACUGGAAAAUGUGAAUGUGUCUGUCAGGAAUCUUCAGUCCAAUGCAGAAAACAUCUCUGGAGAGGUGGAGGAGUUACUGAGAAAUCUAGAAGCGGCACAAACCUUUCUCCGAACAAAUACCACACAGAUCAUCCGGACAGAGAGCAGGAAGUUCCUGGACUGUCAGAUCGGUCACAUCAUCAGUUACAAAGAGUGGGCGUCCUCCAUGAUCACACAGCAGAUCGGACGCUGUCAGCCUGUGGCGGGAAUGGUAGACUUUGUGGACGUCGUCUUCUGUUCCUCUCUGGUGGAGCCUAUGAAUUUGUUCUGGUCCAGUCUGCUCUGGUGCUUGGUCUUCUUCAUCCCCAGCAUCAUCUUCUCCAUCCUACUGGCCAAGUACUACAGGAGGAUGAAACACUCUUGAUAACGAGUAAGAAGCACAAAAUAAUAAAAAAAAAUUAUAUAUAUAUAUAUAUAAAUAUAUAUAAACCCUUGGACCUCGUACAAUUUGGACCUCUCCCAAAAAGUUCAAUAAAUUUGACCCUUUGAGACUGACCAAAAUUCGGACUUUGACUGACUUAAAGAUGGCCGACGCCGGCUGUUGGAUAUCAAGAAGCAUCAGUUGCGCGUCUCUGUUUGUUGUGGUCGGACGUUGUCGUCUUGCUGUGCUACAGUGUCUUAAUUCUCUGUACUAUUAGCCCUUUAUAAUGGCUCCAAAGAGAGAAACUGCAGCCAGUACAGCUGCAGGCUGUGGGAAGAGGAAAGUAGUGCAGAACUCAACCAAAAAAAAUUCAAGAAAAUAAAUAAUUGAAAAGCAUCAAGCGUGUGUAUGAGUGACAGACCUGGCCAAAGAGUGACGCAUGGCCAAAUCCACCGGGAGCCGCCUGCUGAAACUGUGACAAACAAUAGAGUGAAACUGCUGUGUUUGCACACGGAUGAAAGAUGAGACGUGAGGAACCGGAAAACUUCAGACGUUCGUGCAGCUACUGAUUUUAUAACUGCCGGAUUUUUUUAUUUUACCCUAGUUCUUAAUAACAUUUAACAUUUAUAUAUAUAUAAAAAAGAAAUGCACUGAUUCAGUGACGGCAGGGGAGUUACAUGAUACAUAUCAAACAGCAAACGUCAAUUUAAAAAAUACUUCAGGGACAUUUUUUGGAGAUUUCUUUUGUUGAGUUAAUAUAUAAAUAACUGGUGAACAGUGGUUUGUCAUUUUUCAGUUGUGUCUGCUGCUGGCAGAAAAGAGAGACACACAAACACGUUGUUAUUGACCCAGAUAACUGUUACUGCUAACUGUUUUUUCUGUGUAUGGUUUUAAAUGUUAGGAGAAAAUGACUUAAUUAAAGGAAGAGUCCAACUGUUUCAACAGGUUUAUUUUUAGGACAGAAAAUAUCUGAUCUAAGUCCUUAUCUUUGACUAAUGACAUGUUUUUUACCUCUUGUGCUCAAAAUAUUAUUACAAGUGCCAUGCAACACAAGGUUUUCCUUUUUUUCCCUUUUCUUACUAUAAAUACUAGUACGUAGUUAGUUGUAUCCACCCACAAGGGUGUGGGCUCUAACAGACAUGAGUACUGAAGGUGAAGUCAUUUUCACACUGCUGUUUCACAGUUAAACACACCAGUGCCUUGGGAACUUUAAUGUUAAAAAUAGCACUUAAAAAAAAUUCACUCCAUGUUCAAAUAAAUUAUCUUGUUUUUUUCUUACUAAGGCUACAGGCAAUAUAAAGUGAUGGCACUAUUUAAAAAUAACAAAAUGAAAAUAAAUUGAAUUUACUGAUUUUCUUUAUGAUUUUUUUUUGUUUUACAAAAACAUUUCAGAUGUAGCUUACUGUAUUUCGGUGUUUUAAUUUCAUUAUGUGAUUUUUGCACACAACGUUGUGUUGUGGUCUUACAUUUCCAUCUCUUGCUUU
Molecule: messenger RNA, 4485 nt
Organism: Cynoglossus semilaevis (tongue sole)
Lineage: Eukaryota; Metazoa; Chordata; Actinopteri; Pleuronectiformes; Cynoglossidae
Gene: prom2
Product: prominin 2
Exons: 26
Coding region: 590-3004 (804 amino acids)
Cellular component (GO): apical plasma membrane; cilium; prominosome
Molecular function (GO): cholesterol binding
Source: RefSeq, a predicted model, not a curated record